Molecule: messenger RNA, 897 nt
Organism: Saccostrea echinata
Lineage: Eukaryota; Metazoa; Mollusca; Bivalvia; Ostreida; Ostreidae
Product: cytosolic iron-sulfur assembly component 2B-like
Exons: 5
Coding region: 37-507 (156 amino acids)
Biological process (GO): iron-sulfur cluster assembly
Cellular component (GO): cytosolic [4Fe-4S] assembly targeting complex
Source: RefSeq, a predicted model, not a curated record
AGUUUAGGUGAUCUUUUCAAUAUCCUGUGUAGAGGCAUGGCUGGAAAACUUGACAAUGCCAAUCCACUGAUUUUUGAACAGAGUAAGGAGAGACAGAUCGUACCCGAAGAGGAAGACGACGAUGUGGCCGAUGGAAUAGACGACAGAGAAGUGUUUGAUAUGAUAAGAACCAUCAAUGAUCCUGAACACCCUUUAACCUUGGAGGAGCUAAAUGUGGUUGAAAAUGCUCGAGUCAAGGUAGAUGAUGAAAACAGUCAUGUGGGUAUAGAAUUUACUCCCACAAUUCCACAUUGCAGUAUGGCCACAUUGAUAGGGCUCUCCAUACGAGUCAAACUACUCCGAUCUUUGCCAGCCCGUUUUAAGGUUGAUGUAUCCAUUACCCCAGGAACCCACACAUCUGAAGUUGCAGUAAACAAACAACUGGCAGACAAGGAGAGAGUAGCUGCUGCAUUAGAGAACACCCAUCUCUUAGAGGUGGUCAACCAGUGCUUAGCAACAAGGAAGUGACGUCACAGACACAAGGACAAAAUAUAUUUCCUAAAUAUUUCCUAAGCCGUCAUUUCCAAGGACUAGAAAUUGAAGCUGUCUAGUAGUUAUCAUUGUUUCAAGUGUAGAGGCAGACUUAGCUAAGUAUGGACACUAUCUGAUCUUAUGUCAUGUCAUUUGGUACAAAAAAAUGGAAUUAAAACUGUGUGUCAACCCAUAUCUCUGAUUCAUGGAAAAGUAUCUUGAACAGAAAUGUUAUACUCAAAGACAAAUUAUCGACAUUAAUCACCAUUAUGAUUGUAUUGGAAUGUUAUCCAAUUACAUAUUGCUUUGACAACAAACAACCCAAUAUUUUGUCACUGUUUAUAAUAUGUAUGUAUUAUACAUGUACAUAAUAAAUGUAUGUUCGUA